Messenger RNA from Tupaia belangeri chinensis (Chinese tree shrew), 1536 nucleotides. It is a transcript of the gene MRPS6, whose product is annotated as mitochondrial ribosomal protein S6. The record is from RefSeq and is a predicted model, not a curated record. The coding region runs from base 1 to 1107 and encodes 368 amino acids. Gene Ontology annotation, cellular component: mitochondrial small ribosomal subunit; ribosome. Gene Ontology annotation, biological process: translation. NCBI's taxonomy places the organism in Eukaryota, Metazoa, Chordata, Mammalia, Scandentia, Tupaiidae. The transcript has 7 exons. Gene Ontology annotation, molecular function: structural constituent of ribosome; small ribosomal subunit rRNA binding.
AUGGAUGGCAAUGAGACCCUCAAGACUGCAGAGGAGUCCCUGACAAUGUUACCUGGGAAACAGCAACCUGGAUCUUCAUCUGGAUCUAGGAAUCAAAUUGACACACAGCAGAUUAACAGGAGAAAAAUGUACAGGUAUAAUUUUUACACAUACAUCGAGAUCUUCACAAGAAGGAGCAUCACGUCGCUCAAAGACCUCACAUCCUACUUUCGCAAAAGCAGCAGCAUGCCCAAGGUCACGCAGCCGCCCAGGGAUGGAGCUCAAUCCAAACCCGCGAGUGGCGAUCCAUCGACUGCACCUCGUGCCCCUCUCGCCGGGAAUACGGCAGGGUUAGCCGCCCCAGGCCUGCAGACUGGGGUCGCUGUCCGCAUCCCGGCCGACCCAAUCGGAACCGCUCCGGGACCCCACUCUCCGCCGCCCGCGGUCCGACGCGACCCCGCCUUCGGCCGGGAAGGUCCCUCUAGCCUGAGCGUCUCGAGCGAGGGGCGCGUGCACGGACGAGACCCCCGGGAGCCGUCUGGCCCAGUAGCCGCCAGCUUCCCGCCGUGUCCCCGCCAUCUCCGCCCCUCCGCGUCCCGGGACCUGACUUGGUCCGGAGCUGCGCACCGAGCGUUCGGGCAUGCCCCGCUACGAGCUGGCUUUGAUCCUGAAAGCCAUGCAGCGGCCAAAAGCCUGCUCCGGUUGUCCUUAGCCCCGUUUCAUUCAUCAAAGUUGUGGCAUUAUUUGCGCCUUAAGAAGACACUUUUCUUCCCCCUGCUUUUGAUUGAUUUUGAGCCGGAGACUGCUGCUGCUUUGAAACGGACAAUAGAAGCCCUGAUGGACAGAGGUGCGAUAGUGAGGAGCCUGGAAAACCUGGGUGAACGAGCGCUUCCUUACAUGAUUUCUGCCCAUAACCAGCGGCACCAGAGAGGCGGGUAUUUUUUGGUGGAUUUUUAUGCACCAACAACCACGGUUCAAAGCAUGAUGGAACAUUUGUCUCGAGACAUUGAUGUGAUUAGACCAAAUAUUGUAAAGCACCCUCUGACCCAGGAAGUAAAGGAGUGUGAAGGGAUUGUCCCAGUUCCACUCGAAGAAAAGUUAUAUUCUACAAAGAAGAAGAAGAAGUGAAAAGACUCACCAGAUUCAAGCCUUAUAAUUAAUUCUCUUACAUUUGAGCAGCGUGGAUGAAUAGUUGAUACGCUUGGCCUUUAUAUGAGAGCAUGUUGUGGUGCCAUUUGAUUUUUCUGAAGUAUUUUUAGCUCUUGAUUGCCUUUGCUUCAAGAGGGGAGCAAACUCCCCACUGGGAACUGCUCUGCAAUCUGUGGGUCCAGCAGAUCACUCUCAAUUUCAUUUUUGUUAAUGUUCUUUCUUUGUCAGUGGGGACUUCCCUCUUACAAACAGGAACACACCAGUUUGAAGAACAAAACUCAGAGAACUACCUUGGAUUGCAAGCUGGUCAUUCAGACUCUAUAACCAUGCAACAGUAAAAAUCCAAGACCACUGUAGUAUAUGGGCAACUUGUGAUCAGAGUAAUAAACAUGCUUUCAGAAAACCCAG